This is a messenger RNA of Prionailurus viverrinus (fishing cat), 265 nucleotides long. Its product is annotated as vegetative cell wall protein gp1-like. Bases 2 to 265 code for a protein of 87 amino acids. The transcript has 2 exons. The record is from RefSeq and is a predicted model, not a curated record. NCBI's taxonomy places the organism in Eukaryota, Metazoa, Chordata, Mammalia, Carnivora, Felidae.
CAUGAGGGUACGCGGGGUUGAAAGCGGGCUUCCCGCCCCGCCCAGACCGCCGAGGCUGCCGCCGGAGUCGCCACCGCCGCGCCCUCGCCCACCCGCCCGCCCGCCGCUCCCGGCCCCGCUCGCCCCCUCCGCCGCCGCCGCCCGCCCCUGCGACGACGCCGCGGCCUCCCGCCCGCGCCCGCUCGCUCCCGCGGCCCUCGCUCGCCUCGCGCCGGCAGUUUUGGGCCUACACCUCCCCUCCCCCCGCCAGCCACCAAAGACUUGA